Messenger RNA from Suricata suricatta (meerkat), 2149 nucleotides. It is a transcript of the gene MRPL53, whose product is annotated as mitochondrial ribosomal protein L53. Gene Ontology annotation, cellular component: mitochondrial large ribosomal subunit. NCBI's taxonomy places the organism in Eukaryota, Metazoa, Chordata, Mammalia, Carnivora, Herpestidae. Bases 517 to 855 code for a protein of 112 amino acids. The record is from RefSeq and is a predicted model, not a curated record. The transcript is spliced from 3 exons.
CUUAACAAUAUUAGGCUAAAGGACCUUCACGUUUAAACUUUGGUUACUCAGAGUUCAACGUGUUUGAUCUUGUUACCUGAGUAGGGCUUACCCCCCCGGUAGCUGUAUAAUCCCUGCCAUGGCAGUGUCCUCACCAAAGGGACCAGCGCUUGAGACUGUGUUAGCCUAGAUCUGGCACAGCAACGUACGGAAAGGGAAAGGCCACAGAAGAUGGACGUGUUCUCGGAGCCAAGCGCAAGGCUUUUAUACUAUUUAUUGUCUUCACCGUGGUACAAGAGGAGCAUUAAUGAUAGGUAUUUACUGGCCGCUUACUUUGGGGCCCUCCAUACGCUGUGUGGAAACCACCUCCCUCCCCACAGGCCUUCAUCCUCCUCUCGGGGUGGGGCGCCCAGGGAACGCUAGCUCGGGAACUGCAGAAUCGGAGAGCUGCACACUGAAGAAGCCCGGGGUAGGGAGGGGGGCGCGGCGGUAACGGACACUUCCGCCCGCACGAGGCCUUCCGGUGCGGAGGUCACCAUGGCGGCGUCCUUGGCUCGGCUCGGGCUCCGGUCUGUGAAGCUGGUUCGGGUUCAGUUCUGCCCCUUUGAGAAGAAUGUGGAGUCGACGAGGACCUUCCUCCAGGCGGUGAGCAGCGAGAAGGUCCGUUCCACCAACCUCAACUGCUCGGUGAUUGUGGACGUGAGGCACGACGGCUCCGAGCCCUGCGUGGACGUACUGUUCGGAGACGGGCAUCGCCUGAUUAUGCGCGGCACCCACCUCACCGCCCAGGAAAUGCUCACGGCCUUUGCUUCUCACAUCCAGGCUAGGGCUGCGGCGGGCAGCGGGGACAAGCCAAGCGCUGGUACCGGACGCUGACAAUGCAGAAGAGAUCAACAAGCCGAUUUUAGCUUGGGGAUUGCUAGAACACUAAGCUAAGAGUUUGAGGGACUUCAUCACUUAUCACAAUCUGGAGGGCCACGGAGCGCCAAAAAGAAAAAAAAAAAAAGCGAACCCUGUGACUACUGAUCCAACCAACAUUUCUGAAACGAGACACGAUCAGAGAGGGGUCUGCACAAACUUGAAUUUAUUUCAUUUUCUUACCAUCACUCCCUGCUUAAACCUCUUGAAUUUGGCUUUUCCCCACCACUCACUCAAGGUACCUCUUAAUAGCCAAAUCCAGUGCUGUUUUUCUCGGUCCUCGGUCCUCGUAUUUCCGUUUCAAUAGCAUCUGCCACUAAUUAAUUGACUCCCUUGUGGAAGUUCUCUUCCCCGGGGGCCUUUUUUUCUUCUAGCCAUAAAAUUGUACUUCUCUCAUCCUUCAUUUUCUUUUCUAUUUGUGAGCAUUUCAUCCUGUCAUAACUUGAACUCGGGUUAAAUCCUACAUUUCUGUUUGGCUCUAAUCUCAACUACUGUGUUAUAGUCAGCUUCCCUACUAGCGAUUUCCUCCAAACCCCACCAGCACUCUUUGUCCAAAAUAGAAUUGAUAAUCUUACAUACACAUAUACUUGUCUUUCCUCCUGACUUCCCCAUUCCUUCAUCUGCUUCAUCAGCUCAGCUACCUGGGCUGGAAACCACAGCAUUACUCUGCUUCUGCCCUCUCUCUUUCCCUGCAUAUCCAGUUAGUCAAUUCAGAAUAUUCUUUUUUAAACAAAAGCUUCUGAAAUGUUUCUCUGUUCCCAUUCACUUUCCUGUAUCAGUGUAUUCUCCCACCCAAUCUCCUUUUUUCUGACCAUUUUUGCUGCUGCUUAAUUUUGUCUUUCAAAGCAGGUCACUACUUGUUUCACACUGUGCCUAAAUGUGUUUUUCAUACUGGAUUACCAACCCAUUCGUAUGGAUUAUGAAAUUAAUUUAGAGGGUUAAAUCAGCCUUUCAAAAACACAGUAAAGUAGAAUAAAAAGUAUCAGAGUUCAUGCCACAAAGUAUUCUUUUAAGAAAUGUAAGCUUUCAGCAUAAUCAUGAAUAUAUACAUAUAAAACAUGAAGUAUGUUUAUGUAUGCAUAUCUGCAGGUAGUUGGUUGCAGAAUAGAAUUGCUUCUUACCAUGGGUUAUAGGAAAAAAUGGUUGAUGACUCCUGGUUUAGAGAACUUCAGAAUGCUUACACAAUCAAGGAUGUCUGGACACUGCCUGCUGUGUACUUUGCCAAAUACAUUUUCCAUGACUUUGGUAUGCA